AUUUAUAAAAAUUUUCCAUUAAAUGUGAUUCUGUACUCUGAAUACUACAGUUUCAAUACAAUUUACAAUGAGAAAGGAUGAUUUUCAAAUAACCCUCUUGUUUUAUUCUGUGUUAUUUUCUACCUUUAUUUUGGUUUCAACUCAAAAUGAAGAAAACAGUAAUGCCAAUGGAUACUUAAAUAUAAAAGAAGGUUCCCUCAACAAACCGAGAUUUCAGUGGAUUUCACAUGAUACUCUUAAUAUUCAAUUGCCUUCAGUAAUUGUUUCAAAAGAAUCGAAGAAACUUAUUGAUUCUGUUUCAAUAUUUGUGGUGAAAUCCGAAAACACAGACAAAAGUGUCAAGCUGUUAAAUAUCAAAGUCCCAAAAAGCAGUGGUCAGAUUUUGGGACUAAAUUCGGCAUACACUUAUGAUGCAUACCUUCAGAUUGACUGGGUGAAUGGGACAACGGUGGACUGGUUACAUAUGAAAAUUCCGUCAGUGGAUUCUGUGAGCGAUGAACACCUUAGUGUCAAACAUGGCGCUUUAAUUUCAGUCAAAAACAGUAUUAAAGUAAACGUAUAUGCCUUGAACAAUUUAUUCACUCCAAUCAUUUCAAUUCCCGUGAAUUCGACACAAAGAAUUAUAGCUGUCCAUGGAGAUUUAAAAAUGAACAGGCUGUUCACAUUUCAUUCGGACGGUGCCAUGAAACAGUUUUCUUUAAUCCAUGGCAAUCUGAUAGAAGACAUUAUGUUUCACAACAUUUCCUUCAAAGACAUCAUAUUUCCCUGGGUCGAAUACGAUUGGCUGAAUCAAAAUUUUUACUUUUUACGACAUAAUUCGAUAAUAUGCCUUAAUGUGAAAAAUCUGACAUUUUCGGAAUUUCAAAUGCCCCACAACAAUAGUGAAGAAAAAAUAAUCAACUAUGCAGUAGAUCCGUUUAAUGGAUUUAUCUUCGUUGUGAAGAAGUCAGUUACAGUGAAUAAAUAUAAAUUAGAAAGAUUUCUACUGCCGGAUAUGAAUCAUUCAAAUGACAACAGCGACAGAUACCUUGAGUUCAAUAGCCAGAAAUAUUUUGUAAACAUAAAUAUAACAUCCUUACAAUGUGAACCAUUGAAAACGCGUCUCAUUAUAUUAUUACCAAAUAAUUCCCUAAUUCAACUGGAUUAUGAAUUCAAUUUAAUUAAAGACGUAAACUUAAUUUCUUCUGACUGCAAAUCACAUUCUGAACCUAUUCAUUCCGAACGGAUAAAGCUUUUUCAGAUAAAACUUGGAUACAUAGUUUUCAACUACAAGACAAACACAAUGCUUCUAUUAGAAUCACCUUCAUAUGGGGGUUCUGGUAAACUUGCUUGUCACGAAAUGUCUCACCUAACAGGAUCACCAAUUGUUGUUAUUACAAAAGAGGAGCAGUUUACUCCAACCUGUUCCACAAGUCUACGAGAUAUAUCAACAAUGUUCCUAGAAAACAAAGGAUUUUUGAGCUGGAGAUCAUGCAUCUGGAAUAAGCAAUAUAAAAAUCCCUCUGCUUGGCACAAAUGGUCGUAUUUGUUGCAUAUAUCUUCUAAGAAUACUUCAAAUAUAACCAGCUUGGUUGAACAGAAAUAUUUCAAUGAAACAAUGAAAUAUGAGAUAUCUGAUUUAUCGCGAAAUACUCACUAUCAGCUCUUCAUAAACGUUCAGCAAUCCGAUGAGGCAUUUUCAAUGCAUCAAGAGACAUUGAACAAAGAUCUUUCACUUAACUUGUUGACCGUGGAUGAAAAUUAUGCUCAUAUAUACAUCUUUUUAAGCGGGAAUUGGAUAUUCACCUACUCACUUGUGCAUCAUUUUCAUCGCAGUAUUAAAGAUGUCAUACUUCAUAAGAGUCAGAUAUGGGUCCUUCUGAAAAGUGGUGACGUAUAUUUGGGUUUAAUCAAUGAUAAAUCUAUUUCUUCCGCACUAACACUGGCAAACAAUUUCCCAUGGAGUCAAGUGAAAAUUAGCAACUCUACAAUAUUUGCUUCUGUUAACUGGGCACAUUUAACCAACAUCAAAGCAUCUCGUAUUGUCUUGGACAGACAGUGGUCUGAUCUUUACUUCACCAGUCCAAGUACCAAAUGGAUUUAUAGAUGGACUCUUAGUCCUUAUCAACAUGAUAUCUACGGUAACAGUUUGGAAAAUGUAGUAUAUGGCUAUCCAACCCUGAUUCAACAAUCUCCCGUAAUCGACUUUGUCGUAGACUCAAAAUAUAAUCAUUUAACAUGGAUUGCUUCAUACCUUGACUCUUCGGCAGCCAUUUUUUCAAAGAAAUUAGAAUAUUCUGAAAAAGUGUCACUCAUUCAAAAGAUUAAUUAUCAUGCAUCCAACAGUGUACCGAAGUUCCUGAUACAGGACUUUGAUUCUUUGAAUCGAUUCUACUACACAGUUGAAAGUUAUCAAAUUGUUCAAAAGGAUUUGCAUCAUGUUGAAAAUUCGACAAAUAUUUCGAAAAUGCCUGGGUUGAAGAAAGACUCAGAUAAAUGUAUAAAACAUGAAAAUACUAGUUUAACUUUCUGCCCAGUGUACACAUCCUGGUUGUUGGAAUCAAAACCAUCAGUACUAAGCGAUUCUGGCAUUUCUAUAGAACUUCUUGCUAAUCAACAGCUAAUUUGGACGUCACUAAAAUGGAAUACUUCUUUUGAAUUAUUUUCCCAGAAUAGGUAUCCCCAUAACAGUAUAUACGCAUAUAAUUUGGAACCUGGAUUGUCCAACAGUUCAUCAAUUCAACCAACAUUAUCAGCUUACGCUUCUUACGAUUUCACGCGGCAUCAAUCGGUUAUAGAUUUUUCAGUAUGUUUUCUACGAAACACAGUCAUGUCUUUGGUAGACUCGAAUUCAGUAAAUGCAGUUUUAACAAUGGGCAGAUACAAAAUAAAAGGUGAAAUAAAUGUGGUGAAUGCACUUGUGAACAGAAUUUGUGUAGUACAGUCUAUUAACCGGUCAAAUGAUUUGAUCCAGAGAUACGUCAGUCUACCGGAUAUACUUGGAUCUGACUUAUGCAGUUAUGUUUAUUUUAACAAAAUUACAGUGUAUGGUUGCCUUCCUGAUAAAUUUAUUGAUUUUCACGAGUUGAGUGAAUCAAAUAAAGUGACAGAGAAAGUAAUUAAACAGAUGGUUUCAUGGAAAGGAGAUGCAAUAGAUUCAACAAUCAAUGUUAUUCUGGGUGAAGAUACUCAUGCUAAGUCAUUUGUCAUAAACCAUGGAGUUUCACUAUACUCUGGAGAUCUGAAAACAAGGGUAUAUUUUACCAAUGAUGACCGCAAACUAACUUCUGAGGCUGAAUUCUCAAAUUACAAACUCCACUAUGAACUAAAAACCAAUUCGGGUAAUUUUAUUCAAAAUAUACUGAUGUCUUUACUAGAUGAUACUUUCAGACAAGUCAUGUUUUCACUUGAUUGGUGCUAUUAUGGAAGUAUUUACACAGUUGAAUGUUCAUCGCACCAUCUGACUGACGUUGAUUUGUGGCUACACAUUUGUCAGUUAGGUCAGUAUGCAGUCGAGCAUCGGUUUGAGCUCAAGAAUGACUCUGAUGCUGAGGUGGAAACAUUUACAGACAAUCAGGAAGCUUUAUGCGUUUACGAUUACACAAAUUUAUUCACUUAUAUAUUUAUCAAUAACAAAAAGACUCCAACAAUACAUGCUGAAAUGCUCACAAGCAAAAGAUUGAUUUACAUCCCAAUGAAAACUGGGGUCUUCUUCCACCUUGAUCUCGGUAUUGUAUGGAAAACAAAUUUAAGGGAUCGUAUAGACACGUCGUCUUCAAGAUAUUUAAACCAUGUGGACAAAAGCGCAAAAGUAUGUGUUCCUGUAAAUAUUCAAAGUGCAUUAGAAAAUUUGGAUAAAAUAAACUUUUCUAUUCACUGGGAAAAGAAGGAAUUAAUUGUUUUUCAUGAAAAUGCUGGCGUUAUCUUUAAAUCUCCGUUAGAUGAUUGUAGUUUCAAUGACAGAGAUUUUGACCAUUGUUCUUCGACUACAGUAUCAAAUUUAACUUGUUUAAGUAAUCAGUACAUUUUAACCGAAUGCACAGUUGAAGAACUCAGAUCAAUUUGGCAUCCUCAACCGUUCAUAGUGAAAAUUUAUUUAGAACAUCGCGGAAUCUCCAAUCUAGAAAAUAUAGAAACUGAAAUUCUGGUUAGUCUACAGGACAAAAGAUUAUAUUUUACAGACAUGCAAUACACGGAAUCCACCGAUAAAAUGGAUAGUACAAUCACAACCAUAAUGCCAAGUGCCAAUUUAACAGUAUUGUUAUCCAAUUCAAAUCAGACAGAAGUUGAGGAUUUCCAGUUCCCUAAAGAUGAUGUGCCUAAACCACCAUUACUCAUCGUGAAACCCUUUCAGUGUCACUCUCUUCCUGGGAAAUUUGUUUUGCAGUGCUAUCGUCGUGAAAUACGCUUUACUUGGAUACCUCCAGAUGAUAAAAUCGCCAAAGCUAUGGUCAAAUUCCGUGAGUUCCACCAACCCAAAUUCACUACAAUGUCUGAUUACGGAUGGGGACAUUCCGGAGUUAAAUUUCGAAAUCAUACUAUUGCUUCACUCAAACCUAACCGCUUCUAUGAAUUUGGAUUGAAUUUGAUCUAUGAAAACAGCACCUUUGACCGGUUCCCGAAGAUUGGGUCGAAAGACUUAUGUACAUGUAAAACAUACCCUGACGUACCUGAUGUACCGUUGAACCUACGGUACCAUUAUAUUCAAGGCAAUCAGUAUAAUCUAGAAUGGACACCAAAUAAUGAUAACGGUGAACCAAUAUUCACAUACAAUAUGAAAUCCAUGCCAAUUAUGCCCAGUAAUACAGAACAUUCUAAAUGGGUCUCAAUUACACCGCAUAAUUUAACAGAUAAGCAAGCCAAUAUUACACUUGACACAAAUCACCAAAGUGCAUUUCAGCUGAGGGCUGUUAAUAAGGUUGGAAUGAGUGAACCAGCUUAUUUAGUAAUAAGACCACCAUAUCAAAAAGUUCCAGAUAAGGGUUAUUCGUCACUGUUUCAGCCUUUAAAUCAAGUAACCAGCUUGCUGACUUACAGUUUGCUUUCAGUUGCCCUACUACUUUUGCUUCUAUUCCUAAUUGUACUACUAAUUUACAGACGUCGGCACAAAGAUGGGAAGUCUAACAAACACUCAUUUUUCAUUAGUUUCAAUCCAGCCAGACGUCUACAUUCAAGCAGUGGAAAUGGUUCAUCCAUACUUGGGCUUGGCAGUGAUCUGACAACAAGUGGAUUACCACUUGAUUUAGCUACACUAGAGCCAUUAUGGAAUCAAGAAGUUAAUUCACUCUAUGGAAUUAGUAAACCUGACCUUAAUAACUUUGAGCAAGUUCCACAAAUACCUGCUGCAAAUAUACGUUUUCUACGUUAUAUUGGAUGUGGAGCAUUUGGUAAAGUAUGGGAAGGCUGGCUGCAUGUGCGUGAUGCAGAUGGAGAACGGUUUGAAAAAGUUGCAUUAAAAGUACGAAACUGUAAGUCACUGACUGAAGCUGAAUUCAAACGUGAAGCGACUCUGAUGCACAAAUACCAACACACGAAUAUUGUGCGAUUUUUCGGCGUUUCAUUCGACUCCCCUGGACAACAGUGCUUAGUCUUGGAAAUGAUGGAUCAAGGCAACUUAAGAGAUUAUCUGCACCGAUCACGACCAAGAAUUGCUCCUGAUAUUGCUGCUAAUGUGUUUGCAGCCGCAGCUAUAUGUGCAGCUGCAGGGAAAACAGGAGGAUCAGAUGGCUCUUCAAUGAAUACAAGCAUGACUAGUACAGCAGCUGGAGGUGGAACACCAAGUGCUUCAAAUGUGAUCACUCUGACUGCACAACUUGAUUUACCCGCACUGGUUGCCAUAAUGAGAGAUAUAUGUCAUGGGUGUCGUUAUCUGGAAGAACAACACUUUGUCCACAGAGACAUCGCUGCAAGAAACUGUUUAGUCAGUCACAAUCACUCAAGUGGGCGUAUAGUGAAGUUGUGUGAUUUCGGUUUGGCACGCGAUAUAUACAAAAAUGAUUACUAUCGUAAACGCAACGAGCCGAAACUACCCGUGAGGUGGAUGUCACCUGAAGCUAUUCGCGAUGGUUUAUUUACAACAAAAUCUGAUGUCUGGGCCUAUGCCGUUACCUGUUGGGAAGUUUUAACUCUUGGUGCUGAUCCAUUUUAUGGUCGAGCUAAUGUCGAUGUCAUGAAUCUGGUUAUUGGUGGACAUGUUUUAGGACGUCCAGAAAACUGUCCAGAAGAACUGUAAGUCUAAUUUUUACAAUUCAUAUUGCUUAAACGGAGAUUAUAUGAUUUCAGGAUUUUCAUCAUGAGCUGACAUUAGUUAGGAGUUAAACAUCGUGCUGAUAUUUAUACACCAUAAUGAUUCCUACUUUAGCCAAUAAAAUUGUUGAUAUCUUUUGUAACUGAUAUGGAUGACUACAUUGAGCAUAAGUGAGACCCGUAUACUAACACGUUAUUACAGCUAGUAACCACUUUUUCACCAUUUGCAAGUGGUGGAAAAUAUGUGGUUAGUGUGACUGAAUAAAAUAACGGGUUACGUUCUAUCGCUUAUAACGGUUGGCUGUGUGUUUGAGGGUCAGAGGAAUACAUAUACUCAGUUUGAUGCGAGUUUAUCCAUUUGACGAUUCUCAGGUAGGACAUUGUGCUCAUGUUGGAUUCUGUUACUGUUACAAACAGAGCUGUUUCAUCUAAGAAUCAAUAAUUGACUAAUCAUUAACAACUGUUGGCAACCAACUAGGUUGAGGCUACAUCUGCUAAUAGUGUUGUCGAUAAACUGCAUGACAAAAUGUUUGAAAGCAAUCAGCUGGCUUUAGUUCAGUAUAUUGACUACUGAAAGUAGACUUCUGCUAAGUAUGACUUCCAUUAUUCUUGAGUCCAUUCCCGAAAACAAAUAUCAGUGGAUUAAGAACUGCAUGGUUUUGAAUGCUUUUUUGGCAAUUUUUGACUUGCAACAGAACUCACCCUUAAGUUUAGGAAAACGCCGAAUUCUAUUUGCUUAAAUUAGAAUAAGUAGGUUGGUAUUAUCCCGAAUAAUCAACUAUACAGAAGACCAAUUUCCUGUCAGUAUUAUUUUUCUUCUCUUACUUUGUGUUCCAUGAUGCGAGACACUAACCAUUUUGAAGCAGCAUUGUUUUGUUCUUUAUUCUAUUUGAAAAAUGAUGAGUGCCAUAGAAAACAUCAUAUAUUAAUUUAUUAGGUCGGAAAUUAGAAUUUUCUUGUGUCAAGUUUUCACCUAAACUUUAAUGAACCGUUCGUUAUAUCAGCUAUAUCAGGCAGUCUUCACAAUAAAUUAAACAUGGUUCACCUUUAAAUUUAAUUACAAAUUUAAUACCUAUCUUAUGCUUCAUAUAUGAUAAAAAGCAAGUAGGCGGAGCUAAUAUUUUUGUUCGGUCAGUAGGCUGUCACUUGCCUGAUACAGAGAAUGAAGAUAAUAUUAAUAUUAUAGCAUUAAAUAAUAAUGUUAAAUCUGCCUUCGAAAUCAUUUGCAGGCAGUAGAUGGCAAUGUGUUACCUGAGACUGUUGUUGUUUAAAAUCAUAGUCUUUGACAUGUAAUCCAUGUUUCGAGGAUUUAUGUUACACAUGCCAUUUUGUCUUCAUAAUCAACGUAUAAAUCACUGCAGGCAGUGCAAUACAUCCUUUGUAACUUCAGAUAUCCUGCAUACGCGGCUAAAAAUGUUUUUGCUAGAAAGUGACAUUAUCAGAAAGAAUCAGUCGAUGCAGUGAAAUAUUAACCCGCUGUUUUGUCAAACUUGUAUAGGCACAUGAUAAUAAGUUUUAGUUUUGUCUAAUUUUGAUUCAACGAAUAUUUUCUGUGAAGUUAGGCAAAUAAAGAGGGCACACAGAUUGCAUAUCUCAGUUACCAUGCUUAAUAUAGUAAACUUAAAUCCUAAGUGAAAGUGGAUAGGAAUGUCACGAAAGGAGAAGAAAACUAAAAAUGAGAUAUUAAGGAAGACUUGUAGAUGACGCACUUUUAUUUUGAAGUGACUAAGAGUGCAUUAAAGAGAUACAGAAAUUUUCAAGUAUUGGUUUUGCAGGGAUUUUUGUUUGAUUGGUUGGAGGAUUUCAUCAUGAGCUGGCAUCAGGUUUUCCAAUGAUUCUCUGACAGAUACAGAAAUAUAUAAAUGUGCAUGUGAGUGAGAUUAGAUGCAAUGAGGUAGAGGACGAAGAAGAAUUCUUCACCGUCAGAGAAAAGAUUUUAUAAAUCAUAUUAAAAUACGAUGGCCAUUUGAUUUUUAGCAGUCACCUGCCACAUUCACAUGACGAAUGCGGUGCUAAGUAUUUUUCAGUCCAUCUCUAUGAAUAUAAAGAUUUCGAAAUUUGAAAUUGUGCUUGCGAUCAGUGAUAUUUGCACUUUGUUGUGGCAUCUAUAGAAAAACAGUACCAUUUCCAAUAUAUCUGGUUGUUACAAACUUACUAAUGCAGAUGAAACAAUCAGUCACUCUGCCCUAAUAAUAUGAUUAAAAAACAAGUUUGAAACACUUAUAAAUAUUGGACGUGGUUAUUCAGAAGAACUUAUCCGCUUUUUCCAUCCAGUUCCAAGGAUAACGAACAGAGACCAGUACGGGAGCCUUUGUAAUGACAUUCAUAGCACAUGUACAAGACAUCGAAGCCGGUGUUUCCAGAUGGUGGCACUCAAUGAGUGGUGAUCUCCAACGCGUCCAGACACAUGCUGCUGGACUUUUACUCACGACUAUGCUAUAGAAAUGGAAACAGCAAUGACGGAAUACACAGAGUCGCCGCACAUGGUCAUCUCUCGAAAAGGCCACGUUUCACAGGCGUACAACAGACUGCGCCCACUGAAGCACUUUAAACCCAACCUCUGACAGCCAGGCUAACUUUGUGGCGGCGCCAAAGGUGGCCCAAAUGGGCAUAUGCCAUCCAAGCUUUCAUGAUACAGCUAGAAAUCUCGUCCGUCACGCCUCCGCCAGCACUCGCAAAACUAACCAGAUACACAAACUUAUAGACAACUUCAAGAGGUUCACCUGCAAGGGUGAGUGCAAGUACACGCUCCUGCCAGUCAUGUGACAGUACUUUUCACUUGGAUGGCACAAAGCAUAUACCAUACUUACAGACACUGAUCACCAGCUGGUUAAUUGUGAUGGGAACAGUCUGCAUGUUAUCACACACAGUAUGCAUAGUCGAGGUCGAAAAGUCUUUCUCCAAGAAGCAGAUCUACACCACCACCACCACAAACGUCCUUCACAGCUGACUCCAGAAUGUCAAAGAUGGCAGAGUUACAGAGAAACAGAGAGACUGGGAAACCCUGUUUAACUCCAUGUUAGUUGGGAUCGGUGGUGAUAGCUGGUUGUAUGCCAUCACUCUACCUGAGUUAUUUCUGUAUAGGGAUUUUAGGAUUUUAACAAACUUCUCAGACACUCUUCUCUCUAAAAGACAGUUCAAGAGAGCAGCCUUAAUAUCAAGAAACAGCUAUUUUCGGCCUGCAAUAUGCGUGGCGGUGUUUCAGCAACUGACGAAGGGUGAACACAUGAUUAAUGCAUCUAAGACCUGAACGAAACCUGACGUGCUCUUCACGUGUUUUGCACAGCCUCCAAAACAAGACAGAAGUCAAUAUUGUAGACACUUCCUCAUAUUUUUCAGAACAAUCCAGUUAAAGCCAUCCCCAAAAUCUAACCACCAUCUUUAGUAUGAGCCAGGGGUAGAUUUUCUGCUCAUUGUGCCUCAUAGUGUUUCAAUAUUUUUAGUUCUCUUCGGACCUCCGCUUCUACUGGUGGGUUGGUAUUGACCAACAAGAGGGCACUGUAGCUAACGAUGUUGGAUACUGGCGCUUAUGGCUCAUUAAAAUGCCUCUCAAGGUGCUGUGCCCAGCGUUCCAUCUGCCUAACAUACCGUCUCGCUGACACCACCCUUCUUGCCGCCAGUGGGUCGAAUGAGCUGGAACAGUCUCCCACUGUUGCCAGAUUCAGCUGCUGACUCCAUCUCACACGCGCGUUCUAACCACCAGGCUUCACGGUCUUUACGUAAACACUGUUUGAUCCUGAGCGUGUCUGUCUGACAGAAUGGACCAGAGCUCAUCCAAAAAUUUCGAGGAACUCGCAGAAACUCAUUGGUUUUGGGGGGAACAUUCAUAUAAGCCGCAAGUGGCUUCAUUCUCUACUUGCUUAGCGCCUUGCAGAUAUAGCCAAUGUUCAUCUGUACUACUUGGAGGGUUGCUAGAUAGCUCUGAUUGUAACUCAGUCUGGAACUUCAAAGAGGUAGAACGUGCCACUAGUUUGCCAUCAUUUAUGAAUCCCACCAAAUCGCAAGACGAACCUGACACACACUAAAGCAUUAUCGAAGUCCACCCAUUAGAUCCAGAAGCAGCGGCAGUCCUGUAAUAAUCCAAAUCAUCAGAAACUAGCAGCGAUGUGAUCAACCUUAGUCCAGGCUUGAUUGGCAGAAGGGGGAUACCAUAUAGGCUAUGGUGCUGGAGACUUAGUCGUAACAUUAGAGGAUAUUAGGGGAAUUUUUGGAAAUUAUAAUGCUCACAACGAACAUUACAUGCUAAAAUUGAAUGAGAAUCAGAGAUGUAUUACUAGGAAACAACAAAACUAUGCACAUGAAAUAGAGUGUUUUGCUUAAGAUACUAACGUAGUAAAUUUGAAGGUGGAUGAAAAUGGUAAAUUUCUUUAGCGCACUCCUAACCACUUUGCAGAUAUUUCGAGUAAUCUGUUCUAAAACGCACUUUUGGUGGGAGCUUAUGUGAGUCGGGAAGACAAAAACAGAUCAAAUUAUUAUUCCUUCCUUGCCUUAGGAGUAGGAUAAAAUGCUUCGGCAGUCUAUAGCCACUGUAAUCGUUUCACCGCUAUCACCGUCACCUGCAAGCUUUCAUUUCCUCCUCUUAUGAUUUCUUUUGUGUCACCCUCAGACUCCCAACCUGUCGCUUACAUUGGGAUUCAACUCGACAACCUGACGAGUGAUACUACUCAAUGGCUUCCUCACGGUAUAUCCAGCCUGUCUCCAUUUCCUUCUGCGUACUUGAUAUGUAAUAGUUUCUUGACUGGUUUGUUGCAAGAGCUCCUUGUUGUUUAUCUUUUCUGGUUGGUCGGUCAUAUAACCUUUUAUUUCCAGAGAUGGCAAAUGCUGCGAAAAGUGUACAACCGGUUGGAAACACUAUUGGCAAUGCGUGUAAGUCUGUUCCAUACAGAAGCAUUGACUAGACACUAGUGUUAAGAGUCCGAAACUUAUUCCUUGUGCUAAUUGAUAUGGAUAUCUACAGUGAUUUCAGAGUAGUGAACGUCUGUCCUACUUCCUCGAUCUUGGUUUUGACAUCCUCAUCAGUCCUUCCCCCUUCUGUAGCUGUAACGAUGCCCAUUAGGCAAGUGGAAGAUGUCUUCCUUUAGAUUUCUUUCACUGAUGGUGGCUGGUACUACUUCUUGUUUUUGGUAGAGCAUCUUCAUGUCCGAUGUUUUUUCUGUAUUCAGCUGAAGUCCUGUUAUCUUGUCCUCUUCUAACAAACUGUCGGUGUUCCCCAUUGUUGAAUCCACAAUAGUUAGGGAUAUCAUGAAGGGUAGUAGGCAGUCCGUUUUUAUUCUUAUCUUCACUCUGAACUACUUAGUGAGUUUUUCGUUGUGAAUUACGUGGCAUAUAGCAUCACAGUAUAAUAGCAGAGGGCAAGACACAUAAGUGAAGGGAUAUUUUUCACUGAUCAAACCGCUACUUACAUAUAUAUAUAUAUAGUUUUUAUUCUGCAACCGAACACUGAGCAUGUGGUUUCGGUUCACAUUAAAUGACAUGAAACAGAAUGUUCAAACAUAUAUAGUAUCCUGUCGCUAAUGCAGUACUGAACUAUGGGAACAUGUGAGAAUGAUACUCAGUUGGAACACCUGUCUGUAUCACGCCACCACAACAAUACAUAAAUGUUUGUGACACUACAAUUUGUAGUGUUGAAGCAGUUGCUAAUUUCCUCCAAGGUUAACGAAGUUGAGGUAAAGAGUUGUUUGCUAUUCUAAGCUCUUUUCGAUGAUAACGUCUUGUCUUGCAAUUCUAUCCGCGCAUGAUCUAUCUCCUCCUUAAUCCAGCCUGUUCUAAGUAAAGUUUCCCAUCCAGUGCAUCUUUUAAUCUUCUCAGAAUAAUGCAGAUAAAUAUUUUAUUUGUGGUGGACAAGGGCAUGAUGCCAUGCCAAGAUCAAACUAAAAGGUCAAAAUAAUAAUGAAUAUCAAUAAGGUGAAAAAGGGAUAAUAGUACAUUAAUACUGGUACCAGAAUCAGAUUUACUUAAGUGGGUUUAGUUUCAUAAAAAAAUUGUUUAUGCUUACAUAGUUAUGUCAACCUUUUAUUCUGACUUAUGUUCAUCUUCUUAUCCCUUGGCUGCUAAUUAUUUCCAUACAAAUUCCAACAAUGUGUACGUGUGGUCAGAUUUCGAGAAGUGUUCUGUGCCAGUACACUCACCACACGAUUUACAUAAGUUACUGCCUCUUAUCAUUUCUUCAUAAGUCACAAAGCAAAUUAAUAAUUUCAAAUUUAGAAGCUAAACAAUGUAUCGACAGUGGCAUCACAUUCUAUGAAAAUAGGGCACACUACUUAGUUUGAUGGAAGUGAGGUUCUGUAUAAAGAUUUUGUGCUUUAUAAAGAAAGACUAGCUUCGUAACCUUUGCAUGUAUGAAAUAAUCCACGACAAUUUUUUUCUAUUGAGAAGGCAUGAUAUUAGUUGAUUCUUGACAAGUGCUCAUUAUUACAGAAAAACUACAGCAUUGAUGGUGAUAUUCACUUCCAGCUUCAUCUUCAUUUAACUCCUGUCAUCAGUAAUCCUAUAUAGACUGUAAUUAUUCUCGACUAUAUUAUUGUUUGUUUAUCUGCGAUGUGUUUAACAGACACUAUAACGGAAACGUUCUACAGAUAGUUGAUCUUGAAUCUUAAUAUGAUGACGUCAAAUGAUCUACUCACGCAUUUUGUUUCCUGAUUCUUUUUUCGCCUUACACACACACACACACACACAAACAUACAAACACAAGGCCUACAUAAUCACAGAAGGAUUCUUCAUACAUUUAGUGAAAAGAGAAUGAUUGCGAGAAACAGUUAGAAAUUUCCUAUUGUUUACCAGUGUCUGCUUAUGAUAACUUCACAUGCCUGGCUAUUUGAUAAAUCAAAUAUAUUUAGAAAAGAAAAGAUUACCUACGUGUUUACCCGAUUUCAUUUAUUGGACUGUGAUGUUUUGACUUUGGUUAUUUGCCUCAAAAAAAAAGAAACAUGGACUACAUUGUAAGAAUGAAUAUUAGAAGGAGUCAAGGGCCGCCAAACAAUGGGAAUAUUUUAUUUCAAAAUGCUCAGAUUUGUACAGUUAUAAUUUACUUAAAAAUACCUACUAUAUGGUCGGAAAACAAUAUUUUUUUGAAUGCAUUAUUGAACCUCGAUAUAAAUUUGAGAAAAAAAGUCAUACUAAUUUAAAUUUACUCCUUAUCUUUAAUUCAUGAAAAAUCCCCAUCCAGACAUUUCUUUAAUUCCUUCACAUUCCUAGUGGAACAUAGGGCUUCAAGCUAGAGGCUUGAAGUUUCUGUAGCAGUGUUUAUUUUU
Molecule: messenger RNA, 13475 nt
Organism: Trichobilharzia szidati
Lineage: Eukaryota; Metazoa; Platyhelminthes; Trematoda; Strigeidida; Schistosomatidae
Source: the annotation of a GenBank genome assembly